Colletotrichum abscissum is the source of this 441-nucleotide messenger RNA. RefSeq lists its product as uncharacterized. The transcript is spliced from 3 exons. The record is from RefSeq and is a predicted model, not a curated record. NCBI's taxonomy places the organism in Eukaryota, Fungi, Ascomycota, Sordariomycetes, Glomerellales, Glomerellaceae. The coding region runs from base 1 to 441 and encodes 146 amino acids.
AUGGCCACCAGAGGCGAUCAAGCCCACCAGCUCCCUAGGGAGCCAGCGAUAUUGAUGCCACACGGAGACAGCAACAAGGACAGGGAGCUUAUCACGCACCGCAGACUCCUUGCUCCUUUCGUGGACUGGACCUCACCGCCAAAGAGUACAGGCGUCCGCUUGUGGUUUGCGAGCGUAUGGGCGACGGCGACCAAGUCAUGUACUGCAGCGCUAGCGCACCCGACGUCAGCCGGCAGGGUGUUUGGUAGCAACGGCCGCUGGGACUGUCCUGGUGCCGAAUACCGCCCGGAACCUAAGGUAACCAAGCUGGUUCAGGGGGAGGAUCCGCCGGGCAGCACGGAUGGCUACUCUGUGGUCCCACCAGCAUAUUCAGAUGUCUUUGGCAAGGUUGGCUUUGGCAGCAGCAUACGGAGUAGUUGCGAAUCGGUUGCUGGCUUCUGA